Molecule: messenger RNA, 1646 nt
Organism: Elaeis guineensis (African oil palm)
Lineage: Eukaryota; Viridiplantae; Streptophyta; Magnoliopsida; Arecales; Arecaceae
Product: probable polygalacturonase
Biological process (GO): carbohydrate metabolic process
Molecular function (GO): polygalacturonase activity
Source: RefSeq, a predicted model, not a curated record
GGAAGGGAAAGAUUGCGGCUUUAGUCAAAUAAUAAGUAGGAGAGCAGAAGAAGGUAAGCACGGCAAAAUUCCCAAUCCUCACGAAAUCGGAAUCGAUGGCGGUUCUUCUACUCUUCUUCCUCGCCUUCCACUUCUCUCGAUCGAUCUCCACCCUGGCCCAAUUCCUGCCGGCGACCCGGCUCCGGGAAUCGGGCUGCGGCGGUUUCGUGGUCUCCGUCGUGGAUUACGGUGCGGUCGGCGACGGGAGGCGGUACGACACGUGGGCGAUCCAGGCGGCGAUCGACGAGUGCGCGGCGAUGGGGGGAGGGCGAGUGCGGUUCCCGGCGGGCAGGGACUACCUGACUGCGACGGUAGUGCUGCGGUCGAGGGUGGUGCUGGAGGUGGAGAAGGGGGCGCGGAUCCUCGGGGGGACGAGGGAGGAGGACUACCCGGCGGACGCGGCGCGGUGGUACGUGGUGCUGGCGGAGAACGCGACCGGGGCGGGGAUCACGGGGGGCGGGGAGAUCAACGGCCAGGGGGAGGCCUUCGUGGUUCGGAGGGACCCAAGGAAGAACGUGAUGGUGAGCUGGAACCGGACGGGGGCGUGCCUGGGGGACGAGUGCCGCCCCCGCCUCGUGGGCUUCAUCGACUCCAAGGACGUUCGGAUCUGGGACAUCACGCUCAACCAGCCCGCCUACUGGUGUUUACAUCUAGUCAGGUGCGAUAACACAUUGAUUCACGAUAUAUCCAUUUAUGGAGAUUUUGAUUCCCCCAACAAUGAUGGCAUCGACAUCGAGGAUUCAAACAACACAGUCAUCACAAGGUGUCAUAUUGACACCGGAGAUGAUGCAAUAUGUCCAAAAUCUUCGACAGGGCCUGUAUAUAACUUAACAGCAACAGACUGUUGGAUUCGCACCAAAUCUAGUGCAAUUAAGCUUGGAAGCGCUAGCUGGUUUGAUUUCAGAAGGUUCUUCUUCAACAAUAUUGACAUUGUGGAUUCACAUAGAGGGCUUGGGAUGCAGAUACGAGAUGGAGGAAAUGUGAAUGACAUUGUCUUCUCUAACAUCAGAAUAAGCACAAGAUACUAUGAUCCUUCGUGGUGGGGAAGAGCAGAGCCUAUUUACAUCACAACCUGCCCGAGGGAUUCAAAUUCAAAAGCUGGGUCUAUCUCCAACGUCCUCUUUGUUAACAUAUCAGCAACUUCGGAAAAUGGAGCGUUCCUAUCGGGUUCCGGUGGUGGACUUCUUAGAAAUCUAAGAUUCGAAAAUGUCCAAUUAACUUAUAGAAGAACAACCCGCUAUCCAGGUGGGUUGUAUGAUUACAGGCCUGGAUGUCAGGGCCUGGUUCCUCACAGAAUGGGUGGAAUCAUGAUGGAGCAUGUUUCAGGUCUGGAGAUAGAGAAUGUGAAGAUGAGGUGGAUUAAGAGCAACUCAAGAGGCUGGAACAACCCUCUUGAGUUCACACCUUCCACUGUAAACAAGCUCUCUUUCCAUGAAUGGCUGUCAGAUGUCUCUUAGCCAAAAGAAAAAAAAAAGAAAAAGAUCAAAGGAUUUCAAUUUGAGUGAAGGCUCCCAGGUCAUUCUUAUGCAAAAUCAGAAUAGAUACUAUGUCUCUAUUUAUUUGUUAUCAUUUGCUCAUGAUUAAUAAUUUUCUCUUCUGAUUGGGUA